Molecule: messenger RNA, 4926 nt
Organism: Cavenderia fasciculata
Lineage: Eukaryota; Evosea; Eumycetozoa; Acytosteliales; Cavenderiaceae
Gene: vilC
Product: villin
Exons: 4
Coding region: 1-4926 (1641 amino acids)
Biological process (GO): cytoskeleton organization
Molecular function (GO): actin filament binding
Source: RefSeq, a predicted model, not a curated record
AUGGAUGACAGUGAAGCAAGAAAAAAGAGAUUGGAAGAGUUGAAACAACAAAGCCUCGAUAUGGAAAAAGAGGCUCAAGAACGUGAGAAACGUGCAGAGGAACGAAAGAGAGCACGUGAAGAACAACUCAAGAUCUUACAGGAACAAGAGAAAAAAGAUGAAGAGGAACGUAUUCGAAAGCGUGAUGAAAGACGUCGACUAAGAGAGGAAGAGGAUAGAAAGUUGAAAGAGGAUCUUGAAAAAUUGGAAUCAGAGAGAAAGAAUCGUUCUCAAUCGUCGACGUCUGAUGGAGCAUCCAUCUCUUCUUCAACUUCAACUUCGGCCACUAAUCUUACAUCAAUGGCUGCUGUCGAUGACGACGAUCCAGAACUUAAAAAGAUUCGUGAAGAAAGAGAAAAGCGUAUGGAGGAAAAGAGAAAACAACGUGAAGAGGCUCAGAAACAAAUCGAAGAACAAGAAAGAAAAUUGGCUGAAGAGAGACAACGAAGAAUGCGUGAACGUGAAAAGAGAGAAGUAAAUGAACCAACUUCUCCUCCAACUGAAAAAGUUGAUACUUUUAAACAAGAUCAAGAUGCUGCUGCUUUGGUAAAAGAAAAGGAAGAACAAGAACGCAUUGCAAAGGAAAAAUCAGACAAGGAAGAGCAAGAUCGUUUGGCCAAGGAAAAAUCAGACAAAGAAGAGCAAGAUCGUUUGGCCAAAGAAAAGGCUGAUAAAGAGGAGCAAGAACGUAUCGCAAAGGAAAAGUCUGAUAAAGAAGAGCAAGAUCGUUUGGCCAAAGAAAAGGCUGAUAAAGAAGAGCAAGAACGUAUUGCAAAGGAAAAAUCGUAUUGCCAAGAAAAAGCAGACAAGGAAGAACAAGAUCGUUUGGAGAAGGAGAGAAUUGCAAAGGAAAAGUCAGACAAAGAAGAACAAGAUCGUAUUGCCAAAGAAAAAUCAGACAAAGAAGAACAAGAUCGUAUUGCCAAAGAAAAAUCAGACAAAGAAGAGCAAGAUCGUUUGGCCAAAGAAAAGUCUGAUAAAGAAGAGCAAGAACGUAUUGCCAAAGAAAAAUCAGAUAAAGAGGAACAAGAUCGUUUAGCAAAAGAAAAGUCAGACAAGGAAGAGCAAGAUCGUUUAGCCAAGGAAAAGGCAGACAAGGAAGAACAAGAUCGUUUGGAGAAGGAGAGAAUUGCAAAGGAAAAGUCAGACAAAGAAGAACAAGAUCGUAUUGCCAAAGAAAAAUCAGACAAGGAGGAACAAGAUCGUUUGGAGAAGGAGAGAGUUGCAAAAGAAAAGUCUGAUAAAGAAGAACAAGAUCGUUUGGCCAAAGAAAAGGCUGAUAGAGAGGAGCAAGAACGUAUCGCAAAGGAAAAGUCUGAUAAAGAGGAGCAAGAUCGUUUGGAGAAGGAGAGAAUUGCAAAGGAAAAGUCUGAUAAAGAAGAGCAAGAUCGUAUUGCCAAAGAAAAAGCAGACAAGGAGGAACAAGAUCGUAUUGCCAAAGAAAAAUCAGACAAGGAGGAACAAGAUCGUUUAGAGAAGGAGAGAAUUGCAAAGGAAAAGUCUGAUAAAGAAGAACAAGAUCGUUUGGAGAAGGAGAGAAUUGCAAAGGAAAAGUCUGAUAAAGAAGAGCAAGAUCGUAUUGCCAAGGAAAAAGCUGCAAAGGAAGAGCAAGAUCGUAUUGCCAAGGAAAAAGCUGCAAAGGAGGAACAAGAUCGUUUAGCAAAAGAAAAAGCAGACAAGGAGGAACAAGAUCGUUUAGAGAAGGAGAGAAUUGCAAAGGAAAAGUCUGAUAAAGAAGAGCAAGAUCGUAUUGCCAAGGAAAAAGCUGCAAAGGAAGAGCAAGACCGUAUUGCCAAAGAAAAGGCUGCAAAGGAGGACGAAGAUCGCAUUGCUAAGGAAAAGGCUGCAAAGGAUGAGCAAGAUCGUAUUGCUAAGGAAAAGGCUGAUAAAGAAGAACAGGAUCGUAUUGCCAAGGAAAAAGCUGCAAAGGAAGAACAAGAUCGUUUGGCCAAAGAAAAAGCUGCCAAGGAAGAACAAGACCGUAUUGCCAAGGAAAAAGCAGACAAAGACGAAAAGGAUCGUAUUGCAAAGGAAAAAGCAGACAAAGAGGAAAGGGAUCGUAUUGCUAAAGAAAAAUUAGCAAAAGAAGAAGAAGAAUCAAAAUCAUCAAAGACAAAAGUUAGUGAUUCAUUUAAAUUACAAAUGGAGAAACAAUUAAAACAACAAUUGGAUCAAAAGAAUAAUCCUCAACCAGCUGUUGUAGUCAAUGAAGAACCAACCUCGUCAUCAGUUUCAUCACCAUCCAAACUUUCAAGUUUGACAAUGGAUAGAGCCAGAAUACAAGGAAGAAAAUUACCAAGCAAAAAUGCAGGCAAGUCAAUCGUGAUUGAUCCAUCCAAAUCAUCUGCUUCAUCUUCUUCAUUUUCUUCUUCUGGACCAUCACUCCUUUCACAAGCACUUGAAGCCAAACAAGAUGAUAAUAGCAAACCAGUCACCCAAGACGAACUCAAGGACCGUAUUAUGAAGCGUAUGGUCAUGCCACCAGGCGCCGGUGGAUUAUUGGGUGGAAUGGCAGCAUUGGCAGCUGAAGCCCAAAAGAAAAAGUUAGAGAAUGACAAGAACAAGGCUGCUAGCAUGAUCAAUGUAUCGUCUUCCUCCUCGCCAAACAACCGAUUAGCAUCGAUCAAGUCAUCGGAAAGUGAAAUCAAUGCACCCAACUUUGUAAAGGGACGUUCGCAAUCAGUGUCAGUCUCGUCAACCAUGAGAGGCGAUCCUAGCAAGUUCCUCGUCCACAAAAAGGCAGUAGACACGUACUCUGGUCUGCGUACACGUCUCAUUCACUGCAAGGGCAAGAAGAGAAUCUUGACCAAGGAGGUUGAGGUGACCACCAAGUCGUUGAACAAGUGCGACGCCUUUGUUUUGGACUGUGGUAUUGAGAAUAGCGGUGUUGGUGGUGAAAGCUCUGAUUCGUCUGCUCAUAGCAACAUCUAUGUGUGGUAUGGAUCAAAGGCAACGGCCAACAAGAAGAGCAAGGCUGUUGCCAUUGCCGAAAUCAUCAAAUCACACGAACGUGGUGGACACGCUACCGUCUACAAGAUUGAUGAGGGUGACAAGGACAAGGACGCCCUCGAAUUCUUUAAGCAGAUCAAGGGUGCCGCCACCGACUCGAUCAAGGAAGAGGGAGGCGACGAUGUUGAGGCCGAAACACACUGGGCCAGCUCAUACACCCUCCUCAAGUACGACCAAGACGCCAAGCACCUCGUCAAUGUCGAGCAACCAGAAGCACAAAAGGGAAUACUCUCACUCGAGCUGCUCGCAUCCGACAGCUACUUUGUUCUCGAUACAGGAUCCGAGUUUUAUGCUUGGUCUGGCCGAAACGCCGAUUUCAUACACAAGGACAGUUUUAUUGAAAAGGCCAAGGAGCGUCUUGCUAGUGGUACACAUCGUCAAUCGUGGGUAGACAUGAUCAUCACCUCUGAAGGUGGUGAACCAGUCAUGUUUCGUGAAAAGUUUGCCGAUUGGCCUGACCUCAGUCACGAGGUGUCAUUGUCGCGUAUGGGUUUUGGAAAGAAACGUCUCUUUGAAGUGGCCAUCCCCUAUGAAAAGAAGUCACCUGCCAAGAUGAAUCAAUUUGAUGUGACGGAAAUGGUGUACAGCGAGUUGCCAGAGGAAGCCGAGGACGAGAGAGCCAUAUCAGAGAGCAGCUUUGAAGUGUGGUACGUUGAAGACAACAAGAUUGUCGAGUUGCCCAAACAAGAGUAUGGACACUUGUACAGUGGAAACUGCUACAUUAUUCGAUACACCUAUUCGCGUUGGAACGCCUUUAGAUUUAUUAUAUUUAUUUGGCAAGGUAUCGAUGCCACACGUAACGACAUUGGUAUGAGCACACUCCUCUCCAAAGACAUGUAUAUAGAAACUAGUAAUCGUGGAGACUGUGUCCAAGAAUGCGUUCGUCAUGGCCGUGAGCCAAGAAUCUUUACGCAAUCCUUUAAUGGCAAGUUUGUCAUGCACCGUGGUGUCAGAGGCGAUGUUGACCUAAAGUCUACACGUCUCUACCACGUGCAUGGCAAAAAGGAUGAUCGUAUCUAUGCCAUCCAAUGCACACGUGUCACCAGCUCGGCACUCAACAGCCGUGACGCAUUCAUCGUCUCGGAUAGCAAGACUACCUACUUGUGGGUGGGACGUGGUGCCACCAAAGCCCUCGUCGAGCAAUCACAAAACCUUGCCAAGAUUGUAGACUCUGGCAACGCAAUCCAGCGAGUCGACGAAGGCAAGGAGAGUGAUGCUUUCUGGAAGAUGUUGGGAGGCAAGCAAAAGUAUGCCGACCAUGAAUUCCUCGUUCAAAGUGUUCAACCUCCCAUUGAAAAGAACCGUAUCCAAAUGUUUGCCGUUGUAAAUACUGGUUCUAUUAUUCGUGCCGAUGAAAUAUUCAAUUUCAAUCAAUACGAUUUCCAAAUCAAUCGUGUAUUCAUCCUCGACACCAAAUCCAAGAUUUUUGUUUGGUCCGGUAGCAAAGCACCAGAAAAGGAAAAGAAACGUGCCAUGGAAAUUGCAAUUGAUUAUCUUCAUGCUCGCAAGGAUGGUAGAAAAGAAGAAGAUGUAUUAUUUAUCAAGGAAAAGGAAGAACCCUUAUCUUUUACAAGUUGUUAUCAUGCUUGGGAUACUUUUAAAUAUUCUUCAUCAUCUUCAAAUGGAGCAGAUCAAGAUGAGCCACCUGAAUCACCAAAGAUUCAAGCCGCAGCAACUUUAUUAAAGAAAUAUUAUCAAAUUGUUUCCUAUGAUGAUUUGACCAAAAAGAGUACACCUCCUGAAAUUGAUCGUUCUGUUUUGGAAAUGUACCUUUCAGAUGAUGAGUUUAUUAAACACCUUGGUGUAACUAAACAAGAAUGGGAAGUCAUGCCAUUAUGGAAGAGAACAGAGAAAAAGAAAACUUCUAAUUUAUUCUAA